This is a messenger RNA of Monoraphidium neglectum, 1680 nucleotides long. RefSeq lists its product as hypothetical. Gene Ontology annotation, molecular function: protein serine/threonine phosphatase activity; cation binding. The transcript has 4 exons. The record is from RefSeq and is a predicted model, not a curated record. Gene Ontology annotation, cellular component: cytosol; nucleus. Bases 1 to 1680 code for a protein of 559 amino acids. Gene Ontology annotation, biological process: protein dephosphorylation. Lineage: Eukaryota; Viridiplantae; Chlorophyta; Chlorophyceae; Sphaeropleales; Selenastraceae.
AUGGUGGGGAGCACCAGCAACGGCGGCAGCGGCAGCGGCGUCAACCGAGUGCCCCUGCCAGAGCAGGAGACGCUCCUGGUGCCGCUCACCGCCGCCCCUCCCAUGGCGGCGCGUCCGCCGGGACCAUGCGCCUGCAGCGCCGGUGCUGAAGGCGGCACGGCCUCCUCCGCCUGUAGCUGCGGCAACGGCGGCGGCGGCGGCGGCGGCGGCGGCGGCGGGGCAAACCCCGUGACUGCAAGCGGGCGCCGGUGCAGCUACGGGGAGGCUGCGGCCUGCGGCGCCUGCCGUGGUGCAGGCGCCGCCGGCGGGGCCUGCUGCGGUGCGACGCUCCGCGGCGCGACCUCAGCGGCACUCGCCGAGGACGGCUCGUCGUCGCACGGCGCGGCGCUGCAGGGCUCGCCGUCGGACCCGUGCACGUGCCCGCCCUUCGCGGUCAAGGCCACCUGCGGCAAGCGGCCCAUCAUGGAGGACACUUACGCGCUGUGCCCCAACAUCUGCGAGCUGCCCAUGCCCCCCAUGGCCGUCGAUUUUGCCGACAAGCUGCCGCAGCGCAUCGCCGUGCAGCUGGCCCACGGCGAGCCCUCAACCGAGGACUGCGACGCCGCGUCGCCGGCCGGCACCUCCGCAGGGCCGGCGCCCGGCGGCCGCGAUGGCGGCGGCGGCGGCAGCGGCGGCAGCGGCAGCACGUUUGGGUCGUCCGUGGACGGCGUCUGCGCCCUGGAGAAGCUGCACUUUUUCGGCGUGUACGACGGCCACGGCGGCAUCCAGGCGUCGCAGCACUGCGCCGCGCGGCUGCACCACCACCUCAGCGCCGCGCUGCGCGGCAUGGCGGCGUCGCUGCUGGCGCAGGCCGUGGUGGGCAGCGUCGAGUCCGCGGCCAGCCUAGAGGCGCUGCCGGAGGGGCCCUGGCAGCAGGCGGUCGUCCCAGAGGUCCAGUUCGUGGCUGUGUACCGGGAACAAGCCGACGGGGCGGCCCCCCGAGACGCGCCCGACGGUGCCAACGGGCGCGCCGACUUUGCCGCCGGCGGCGCGGGCGGCGCCGCGCCCGGGCCCGAGGUCGCCUCGGAAGACGAGGAGGCGCUGCGCGCGCUGACCCGCGAGAGCAGCAGCCCCGAGCACAAGAAGGGCGCCGGCGGCUCACCGCGCGCCGCGAACAGCGCCGGCGGCGGCGGCGAGGCGAGCGGCGAGGCAAGCGGCGGCGACGAGGCUGCGAGCGACGGCAGCGAGUGCCCGAGCUCAGGGAUGUGCGCGCUGCUCGAGGAUGCGCUGCGGGAGGCCUUCCUGAAAACGGAUGAGGAGUUCAGCAUCGACGGCACCGCGGGCCUCGUGGGCAGCACCGCCGUGUGCGCGCUGGUCGGCACGCACCACGUGUGGAUCGCCAACUGCGGCGACUCGCGCGCGGUGCUGUGCCGCGGCGGGCAGGCGGUGCAGGUCACGGACGACCACAAGCCAGAGCGCGCUGACGAGGCGGAGCGCGUGGAGAAGGCUGGCGGGCAGGUGCUGUACUGGAACGGCCACCGCGUGAUGGGCGUGCUGGCCAUGAGCCGCGCCAUCGGCGACCACUGCCUCAGGCCCUACGUCAUCCCGGAGCCGGAGCGGGGCAGUGCGCUGCCGGGGGGCGGGGCCGGCGGCCGAUGCGGCGCCCCCGCUGCCCGCUGGCUGCCUGCUGCCGGCCCUUAA